AUGGCGGAGAGCAAUAGCAGUGGUUUUGUGCAGCCGGCCAUUCCCAAAUUUGACGGACAUUACGAUCAUUGGGCGAUGUUGAUGGAGAACUUUCUCCGUUCUAAGGAAUAUUGGGAUCUCAUAGAGAAUGGGAUUUCGGUGGUGGGGACACAAUCUGUCUCUACAGUGGUGGCAACAGAACAGACAGAAGCACAACGGAAAUUGGUCGAGGGGCAGAAGCUGAAGGACUUAAAGGUAAAGAAUUACCUUUUUCAAGCUAUAGAGCGGAAUAUCAUGGAGACUAUACUCGACAGAGACACAUCAAAGAGUAUUUGGGACUCCAUGAAACAGAAAUACCAAGGCUCUACCAAGGUGAAGAGGGCACAGUUGCAAGCACUUCGGAGGGACUUUGAGACACUUCACAUGAAGGAGGGAGAGACUGUUGAUAAUUUCUUUGCUUGUACUCUCACUAUAGCCAACAAAAUGAAGGCUCAUGGUGAGACAAUGAGCCAAACCAUCAUCAAUGAGAAAGUUUUGAGGUCCAUGACUUCAAAAUUUGAUUAUGUGGUUUGCUCUAUUGAAGAGUCCAAUGAUUUGGGCACAAUGACUAUUGACGAGCUGCAGAGUAGUUUGUUGGUCCAUGAACAAAGAAUGAAUGGCCAUCGAGGAGAGGAGCAGGCUCUCAAGGUUACUCAUGAAGACAACACUAGCAGAGGAAGAGGUCAAGGGACGUUCAGAGGAAGAGGAAGAGGUCGUGGAAGACAACCUUUCAACAAGGCCACUAUCGAGUGUUUUAAGUGUCACAAAUUAGGACACUUUCAGUAUGAGUGUCCCAGUUGGGAGAAGGGAGCCAACUAUGCAGAAAUAGAUGAAGGAGAAGAGCUGCUAUUAAUGUCCUAUGUAGAGCUUAACCAUGCUAAGAGAGAAGAGGUCUGGUUUCUCGAUUCAGGUUGUAGUAAUCAUAUGAGUGGGAAUAAAGAAUGGUUCUCGGAUUUGGAUGUUCAAUUCAGGCAAACUGUGAAACUAGGCAACAACUCAAGGAUGGCAGUUAUGGGGAAAGGAAACGUUCGAAUGCAAGUGAAUGGAAUCACUCAGGUAAUUUCUGAGGUCUAUUACAUUCCUGAGUUGAAAAAUAACCUGUUAAGUAUGGGGCAGCUUCAAGAAAAAGGUGUGGCAAUUCUGAUUCAACAUGGGGAGUGUAAAGUUUUUCAUCCUAGUAAGGGUCUAAUCAUUCAGUCUGAGAUGAGCGCGAACAGGAUGUUUGCUGUGCUCGCAGCGAUGAUGCCUAAAGCUACUACUUGUUUUCAAGCUGUGACAGAAGAUGAGAGUUAUUUAUGGCACUGCAGAUUCGGACACUUAAGUUUCAAAGGAUUGAGAACCCUUCAAUACAAAAAGAUGGUCAGUGGCUUGCCUUCUCUUAUAAAUCCUGCAAAGUUAUGCACAGCGUGUUUGGUUGGAAAGCAGCACAGGGAAUCCAUUCCAAAAGGAAGUCUAUGGAGGGCGUCACAAAAGCUGGAGCUGGUACAUGCCGAUAUAUGUGGCCCUAUAACGCCUGUAUCAAACAGCAACAAGAGGUAUUUCUUGAGUUUUAUCGAUGACUUUAGUCGUAAGACUUGGAUUUAUUUUUUGCAUGAAAAAUCAGAGGCAUUUACCAUGUUUAAAGGUUAUAAGGCUUGCGUUGAAAAGGAAACAGGUGCCUACCUUAAAUGUUUGAGGACUGACAGAGGUGGUGAGUUCACCUCAAAUGAGUUUGGGGAAUUUUGUAAGGCAAAUGGCAUAACUAGGCAAUUAACCACAACCUAUACUCCUCAGCAAAACGGAGUUACUGAGAGAAAGAAUAGGACUGUGAUGAAUUUGGUGCGUUGUAUGCUCACUGAGAAGUGCCCUACUUUAGCUGUGCAAGAGAGAACUCCAGAGGAAGCAUGGAGUGAUAUGAAGCCUACAGUGGAGUAUUUCAGAGUUUUUGGGUGCUUGGCUCAUGUGCACGUACCAGACCAGAAAAGAAUCAAGUUGGAUGACAAAAGCAUUCAGUGCGUUUUAUUGGGAGUUAGCGAUGAGUCGAAAGCUUAUAGAUUGUUUGAUCCGGUCUCUAAGAAGAUAAUUGUUAGUAGGGACGUUGUUUUUUAG
Molecule: messenger RNA, 2106 nt
Organism: Prunus armeniaca (apricot)
Lineage: Eukaryota; Viridiplantae; Streptophyta; Magnoliopsida; Rosales; Rosaceae
Source: the annotation of a GenBank genome assembly